GACUUGAUCAUCCCCUGGAUCAGCGUGUCUAAAAAGAAGAUAAAUAAUCUCAUGCUGAUGACUUGUAUUUUGUUCUAUUGAAGGCUAGUGAUUGGUAAUAAAAAAAAAAAUAAGAGAAAAAAGGAAGACUCAUAAAAGAAGAAGAAGAAGAAGGCAAAUACUCAAUAACAGUCUACGGACAUGGAACCGGAGGUAUAUUCUUCUAGCGGCGGCGUGAGGAAUCUUGAAGCGUCGAUUAAGGCGUGGCAUUUCCAGAUAGCAGUCUAUUUCGCCUUCGGAUUCUUCUUCUUGAGACUCUUCCUUGAUAGAUUCGUCUUUCAAAGGAUAGCUGUCUGGCUUUCGAGCACCGCGUCUACUGCGCCUAUUAAAAUGAACGAUGCUUCUACUCUUGCUAAGCUCGUAAAAUGCAAGGAGUCUCUGUGGAAGCUCCUGUAUUACGGUGCUUGUGACAUAUUCGUUCUCAAAUUCGUUUUUCACGAGCCAUGGGCCACAGAUGUCAAACUCUACUUUGAAGGUUGGCCUAAUCAAGAGCUGAAGCUUCCGAUAAAGCUGUACUAUAUGUGUGAGUGCGGUUUCUAUAUGUAUGCUGUUGCUGCCUUGCUUGUAUGGGAGACCAGAAGAAAAGAUUUUUCUGUUACGAUGUCUCACCAUGUCAUCACCAUCAUCCUCCUUGCCUACUCCUACUUAACCAGUUUUUUCAGAAUUGGAGCAAUCAUCAUAGCCCUUCACGAUGCAAGCGACGUGUUUAUGGAAACUGCUAAAAUUUGUAAGUACUCUGAAAAGGAAUUUGGAGCGAGUGUUGGUUUUUCACUCUUUGCUCUCUCUUGGCUACUUCUUAGGUUGAUUUACUUUCCAUUUUGGAUCAUCAGGGCCACUAGCAUUGAACUCCUGGAUCAUUUGGAUAUGACAUCAGGUGAAGGCACCAUCAUGUACUAUUCCUUCAACACACUGUUACUGAUGCUUCUUGUUUUCCACAUAUAUUGGUGGUAUCUCAUUUGCGCAAUGAUUGCAAGACUACUUAAAAACAGAGGACAAGUUGGAGAAGACAUAAGAUCCGAUUCAGAGGAUGACGAAUAGACACUUUCAAAGCAUGACAGAUACGGAACAUGUUUCCACUUCUCCAACUAAACUCUGUUGCUGCUGAUGAAUUUGUUCUCAGUUUCAGCACCUUCUUGAUUAGAGUUGGAGGUUAAAAAAAAUAAAGAGGAAAGGUUAUAGUUUUCUUUCUUUAGUUUCUGUUUGAGAAAUAUAAAGAAAAAAUAGAAAGUCAGGUUUCUUGUGUUGUUGUUCUAUGAUGUGGUAUAAAACGAUGUGGAAUCCACUUUGUAAAUGCGAAUUCCUCUUUGUAUGGUUUCCUAUUCCAUAGCC
Messenger RNA from Raphanus sativus (radish), 1368 nucleotides. RefSeq names its product ceramide synthase LOH2. The transcript is spliced from 7 exons. Gene Ontology annotation, cellular component: endoplasmic reticulum; membrane. The record is from RefSeq and is a predicted model, not a curated record. NCBI's taxonomy places the organism in Eukaryota, Viridiplantae, Streptophyta, Magnoliopsida, Brassicales, Brassicaceae. Gene Ontology annotation, biological process: ceramide biosynthetic process. Gene Ontology annotation, molecular function: sphingosine N-acyltransferase activity. Bases 181 to 1077 code for a protein of 298 amino acids.